AUAAAUUAUUAUAUUAUACUGAUAUCUAUCACAUUAUCAACAUGAAGUUAUCAUGGUCUGCCGUAUUCACAGCAGUUUUUUUUGGAUAUAUAAGUUAUUCGAUGUGGACAUUCGCUCAGCUGUUCCGAACUUUAGAAUGUACUGAUAAAAUAACUUGCUUUCAAAGCUUUUUGAAUAAAAAUCCCAAGAUGCAGCUAGCACUAUUCACAUCGCAUUCAGUCAGCCCAAUUUCAACUGAAGUGAAGAAGCUUACCAAUGUGAGGAAUUUUGAUUAUCGUGAGCCUUACAGCAGGGAGUUUAACGUUGAUGUUCCAUUGAAGACAAGACGUAAUGGAACUUUAUAUUUAUAUGUUGUGUUAGCUAUCGACGACGAUAACGCUCUCGAUUGGAAAGAAUUCCAAAGAGAUGGUCCAACUGUGAUCCAAAGAAUUAGCUUAACUCAAUAUACUGUUCCAAAAGAAGCCACGUACAAUCUUUUAAAUGAAGGAACAACCAAUCAAGAUAAAAAAACUAAGAAAGAAAAACUUUCAAAUAUCAAACCCAAAACUCAUAUUAAAACGAAAGUUUUCGUGACAAUUCUAACAGACAAAGCUUCGAUGUCACCUCAAGAUGUCGUUCCAGAACUAGCAAGAAUGAUAAGAGUCAGUAGAACAGCAGAAUUCCUUCCCAUGAUUCAGAGUAACAUUCUCAAAGAACGUUUCAAUCAUUUAGUGGAAGUCACAAAGAACACGACAGAAAUUUCACUCGAAUUAAAUUAUUCACCAUCAUCAGUCGGAAAGUUUCGUCUCAUAGCUCACAUUGACAAUGCUAUGAGUCAACUAACAAACUUUGGAUUCUCAGCUAAAGAUGUUGAUGAAGUGAAAGAAAUCUUUGCUGAUGCAAACAUUUAUUUGUUGUGUGGAACUUUGUUCAUUGGAAGCAUUCACACUUUAUUCGACUUUCUUUCGUUCAAAAAUGAUGUCAACUUCUGGCGAAAGAAGAAGAAUUAUGCUGGUUUAUCAACUCGAUCAACUAUAUGGCGAGCAUUCAGCACAAUUAUUAUUUUCUUAUAUUUAUAUGACGAACGUUCUUCAUUACUGAUUCUUAUUCCUACGGGUAUUGGAGCAAUAAUUGAGUUAUGGAAGUGUAAGAAGAUUCUUAAGAUGGAAAUUAGUUGGAAAGGUGUAGUGAGGCUUAAUUCACCACCUUCAGACAACAACAAAGAUUCAACAUUAAAAGCUGAGAAAGAAACAAAUGAAUUUGAUCGGCAAGGAAUGAAAUAUUUAAGUUACGUGCUUUAUCCACUUGUUCUUAGUUAUGCGAUUUAUUCCUUGAUAUAUCAUCCACAUAAAAGUUGGUACAAUUGGACACUUACAUCGGCUGGGAACGGCGUUUAUGCUUUCGGAUUUCUUUUUAUGCUACCACAACUUUUCAUCAAUUAUAAACUUAAAUCCGUUGCAUCAUUGCCUUGGAGGGCUUUCAUGUAUAAAGCGUUCAAUACAUUUAUUGACGAUGUCUUCGCUUUCAUUAUAACGAUGCCGACAGCACAUAGAGUUGCUUGUUUCCGUGAUGACAUUGUAUUUCUUAUCUAUCUUUAUCAAAGAUGGUUGUACCCCGUCGAUAAAACGAGAAUCGAUGCUGGUGCAAGUAUGAAUGAAGUGGAAGAAUAUGAAGCAGUUGAUGAUACAAAAGACACGAAGAAAACUCAAUAGAUAAUUAAAUAAAAGUAUUGCAUUGAAUUUAUUUCCAAUAUUAAAUAUUUUUAAUAUUUAAGAAUAAAUUUUUCAUGAAUUAUUGUGAAGUUUCUGAUACAAAAAAAAAUCAAUUUGAGAUUAUCAAUCACAAACUGAGAAUGAUUAACAUUCGUAAACACAUUUCAAAUGAUUGAUUUUACAUGUAUCGUUGCAAUGAGACUGAACAUUAAUUUACAAAAUGUAAAUAAAUAAAUAGAAAUUAAAUUUAUUAUUUAAGGAUUUAGAUUGUUUUUUUCUUAACGUUAUCACAUUAAAAUUCCCGA
Messenger RNA from Clunio marinus, 1996 nucleotides. The record is from the annotation of a GenBank genome assembly. NCBI's taxonomy places the organism in Eukaryota, Metazoa, Arthropoda, Insecta, Diptera, Chironomidae.